CGGCACUUGUGAUUGGCCGGCGGCUCUGCCUGUCAGUGGCUCUGGGGGGAGCGGCCGGUGUCCGGAGGGAUUUGGUGGCCGCUGUGAGAGGAACGGUUAUAUCGCGAUAUAUCGCAGUGCGGGCUGUUAGCUGCUCCCACACGGACAGUAAAUCUGGAACAAAGUGUAAAGGAAAGUGACAUCUACUGACCAGCUUUUAGCGACAGACGAUGGCGGACCUUGAGCCCAACUUUAGUCUCGAGGAUGCCCUAACCGAUGCUCCACCACAGAUUGAACCAGAGAUAAAGCGGGAUUUUAUGAGCUCGCUGGAGGCGGAGCCUUAUGACGAUCUCGUUGGUGAGACAUGUGAUAAAGCAGACUAUGUACCUCUGCUGGAUGAUGAUGAAACAAAGGAGCCAAAACUCAAACAGCCAGGUGAAGGUUCCCAGACGUCUGUGCUGGAAAAUGGCGAACAUGUUGGAGAAGGCGACGCACCCAAUCCAUUUGAGCCAAACCAGGAUGAAAAGGCUGGUUCUGAUAUUCUGCUGCUGCCAUGUGAUAACACAAGCCACCAUUCGUUCACGGAGCCCUUCGGAGAGGCAGAGCUGCAGCACGAAGCCAUAUCUAGAGAAUGCUUAUUGGAUCUCACAGAACCAGCACAGCCAGCUGACAUAGAUCUCCUAUCAGAACAGCCAGUGGCUCCAGGUCCCAACCAUACAGAAUUUUCUCAAGGUGCCUUCGAUGAGGAGUGGCUCACUGGUUACCCUAAAGCAGGGGACACAGAUACUCCAAGUGACAAGAAUGAGGACCAAGGACAUGCCGUCCUUUGUGAUGCAUCUAAUGACACGUUGGUCAAGCAUCCUUUUCAGAUUACAGAAGCAGACCCCAAUUCAGAUAUCUGGCAGCCGACCAUCGCGGAGCAGAUUGCGCUCGCUUCACAUCAUUCAGCAGAGCCCGUCGCAGUCCCUGAUGAAGUGGUGCUUAAUUUGCCGGAAGGUCCUGCCUCUGUGUGUGAUCUAACUGAGGUGACAGGGGACUCAAGAUUCGCUGACUCACUUCACUCAGAGGAGAUGGUACUGGAAGUUGAAGGACCAACAGAACCCAAACCGAGCGCUGCUGCAGCUUUGCCAGUAGAAUCUGCUGCUAGCACUGAUGUCCUGUCAUCCACAUUACAUGAGCAGCAACCUGUGGCACAAAACCAGGAACAACCUGAUGUGAUUGCAACGGCCCCUGAAUACCUCGCAAUGGAAACACAAAAAGAAGGGUCUGAGGGAACGCCCGAGGCAUCCGACCAACCUGCAGAACAAUUUAAAGCCGAUGAAGCAAUCCUUGAAGAAUCAAAGGUUCCAUCUAAUGAGAGACUUGUUACACUCAUUGAAGAUCAGAUGGUGACUCCAUUGUCUAUUGUGGAUGAACGUUCUGACGCACAUAUUGUUUCUGAUGACAAGACAAUAGAAGCAGCGUUUUCUGAUGACAAGACAAUAGAAGCAGCGGUUUCUGUGACAGACAUUGUCCAAUCAGACAUUGCAGAACUUUGUCAAGGCAUCCAAUCAGACAUACUAGAAUAUCCUUCUGAAGAAAUUGAGUCUGCCUUAGCUAAUCCACAACAUGGCCAGGAAACAGAGCCCGAUGUAACACCACAACCUCCUGUGGACAUAAAAUCUGCUGUAACACCACCACAGCUUGGUCAAGAAAUCGAAUACGAUGUAAUGCCACAACUUCCUGUGGCUACAGAAUCUGCUGUAACACCACCACAGCUUGAUCAGGAAAUAGAAUACGAUGUAACACCACAAACCUCUCCAGGAUUAGAGUCCGGUGUUAUAGAAGAACCAAGUGAAGGAAUUCAGUCUGGUGUAACAGAACCAUACAGUGAAUAUAUACAGUCAGACUUAAUAGAACCCAAUAGUGAAGGAAUACCGUCUAAUAUAACAGAACCAUAUAGUGAAGGAGUCCAGUCAGAACCGCUUUCUCCUGUUGGAGAUGAAAGCAAUACCCAACAGCUGGGUGAAAUUCAGGCCGAGCUUCCAACACCAGAGAUUGUUCCAGUAGUAGAGUCAGCCCUGCCUCUGGAAACCUCUUCUGAGACAGAGCAAAUCAAGCUUCAGCCUCCUCCUUCUCCUCAGCAAGUGCAAGGAAAACCUGAAGUUGUUGAAACCCCUCCAGUUACUACAGCUAAUGACAUCACAGCGCCACCGAACAAGGAGCUCCCAGCAAGUCCAGAGAAAAAAGUGAAGGUUUCCACUACAACACUCUCAAGCAAGUUUGCAGCAGCUAAAGGCAAACCCAGCACCGGGCCUAGCCCCAAGAAACCAGUGUCCUCCACACCCACCCCUAAAAAACCACCUAGCCCCGCUCUUGCUCAGGGCUCCACCUCCACCCCCAGACGUCCCUUGGGAAGCGCAGGCCGGCCCUCAAGUCUCACCCCUAAAGACUCAAAAGAUAUAAAGCCAAAGAGUCCUGUGAAGAGUCCAGAUAAGAAACCAGCUACUCCUAAACCUCUGACUUUGUCCACCCCUCGCUCUGCAGUGAAGGCCAGCCCUGCUACCACCAAGGUCGCAUCAUCUGCACCUCCAACAGACGGAACAGCAGCACCUAAACCGAAUGGCACCCCAAAACGACCAGUUGCCACCAAGAAUGAUGUGAAAUCCACAGAAUUCAAGAAAACCACUACUACGAAAUCUCCUACAGAUUUGACUCGAACAAAACCUGUUUCUGCGGAUUCAGCCAAGAUCAAUGGAGCUGCUCCAGCCGGCACGACCACCGUCCCCACCCGUCCCAAACCCACCAAACCAGCAGCUCCCAAGCCCAGCUCUGCUCCUGCUUUGACCUCUGAUACCAAGAAGCUGGCUCCUACCAGAUCUGUCCCAGUGAGCAAACCUACUACGGCUACGCAAAAUAAAUCCACCACUGCCGCGAAGCCCAUCACAGCUCCCAAGCAGUCACGUCCUCCCAGCGCAACCGCUCCGGACCUGAAGAACAUCCGUUCCAAGAUUGGAUCCACUGACAACUUAAAGCACCAGCCAGGGGGAGGCAAGGCUAAAGUAGAAAAAAAACCUGUGCCAGCCAGCACAACAGCCCGAAAACCUGUCACCCUCGCGGGUCCUAAAAGCACAGCCCCUAGACCUGCUGUCACUAAAGAAAGUGUCCCCAAGCAGUCCAAUGAGAAAGUGCAGAUAAUCUCCAAAAAAGUGAACUACAGCCAUGUUCAGUCAAAGUGUGGUUCCAAGGACAAUAUUAAGCAUGUCCCUGGUGGUGGGAAUGUCCCCAAUGCUGCCAAGCCAGCAGCAGGCAGUGCCCGCCCACAGGCACCCAGCAAUCACAAACCGGGCAGUGCCAAUGUGCAGAUUGUAAACAAGAAGAUUGACGUUUCAAAAGUGUCUUCCAAGUGCGGCUCCAAAGCAAAUCUCAAGCCUAAAUCAGGUGGAGGAGACUCGAAGUCUGAAGCAAGCAAUGGAAAUUUGAAAAAGCAGGAAGAGACCAUGUCUGCGCCAAAAGAAAAUGCUAACAAAGAUUUAAAGAGCCCAGAAAGCGAGUCGGUCAGUCCUCCACAGAAUGGACACCCUGCUACGCCCACUACAGCCCCAAGCGAGGAGGCACAAGAAAAUGGAGUAGGAGAUCUGGUUUCCUUGGAGAGUGGCAAUCCAAAGGAAAAUCAGAGCUUCAACACGCUUAUACCAGAAACGAGCAUCUAACGAUGAAUUUGUGGUGUCGUCUUCCAUUUGUCUCAUUGUUCGGUCUCCUCCCCAUACAACUCCCACCAUCUCUCCUUCCCACUUGUUGUCCAUCCACCUCCGAAAUCGCCAUACUGUUUUACUGCAGAUUAAAGAAUUCUACUGCGAUGUCCCGUGAUGCCGCCAGAGAAAGAUGGACCACGGAGGAGAUGUCUCCACCCCCAUGCCCUUUAGCCUUCCAGGCAGCACUUAACAUCCCCUUUGACCCUCAUCCUGCGUGGCUUAGCACAUGAGACCGCAAGGGUUUGUGCCCUUUGAUGCCUCCUCACCGCCGCUAAAGCUGCCUGUUGCUUCCAUAAAGUCCUCUGAAGAGGACAUAUCUGCUGCUUCUUCCCAGCAAGGCUUGUGCUCCCAUUUUUUUUUUUAUUUAAACAUUUGCUGCACUUUGAAAGACUUGCCCAAGGUUGGUCUUCUUAACUUGGUCUCGGGCUUGUAGGGUGAACAGUUAGUAGCAUCCUCUUCUAGAGAUCUUCUCUAGCCAGUAAGCUAGGAAGAUGGCUCAAGAAAUUGAUUUAUUUCAGGUUUGUAAGCAAUGGAGUUAAUUACUCCGUACCUCGCAAGCUCCCGACUGGGGUCAAAACCUGCUGUUAACGCAAUGUUUUAAUAUCCUGCAAUAUGAAUUUUAAGGGAUUUGUAGAAAUGUCCUUUAGCUCCAGAGCAGGAAUAUAAUCAAUGUCCAUUUCUUGAUUGAAAAUCCUAGAUAUUUCUUGGGGCAUUUCAUGCCUAAAGUUAAAAUGUUUGUCAUUCUACAAAGAACUUGUCCAUCCUGAAAGCUGAGGCCAGUCAAGAACCUUUACCCAACCUUGUUCUAUUGGUUGCUCUAAAAUCCCCAUUGCAAACGAUCGUUCAUUGUGUUAUUUAAUAUUAAUAAUGGUAAAUGUUAAGUAUAUAUAUAUAUAUAUAUGACACAUGCACACAGUGUAGGCUGUCUCCAGUGUAGAAUCCCAGACCUGUAUUUGUCGUAGUAUAUGUGGAAUUUUUGUGCCUACAAUCUACAACCUAUAGUUACUUACAUUUCCUUAGUGACCGAGCAUCACCCGCUUCUGCAGUGCUGGCUUCUUAUUGACAUAUCGAGCAAUUGUAUCUGUGUUCAUUUAGUUUUAUUAAUUUAAAUGUCGAUUCAUUGGGGGAUAAGAAAUUGAAAGGCUGUAGCAUGUUGGAUGGAGAGUGUUGGUGUCUGGGCCGGAUUGAAUGGUCGUUUCCCCCCCUGUAUCCGGGAUGGGGGAGGGAUUAUGAACCAUCCUGGACAUUGAAGGAACGCCUUGUUUAGAUCGAAUACAGUAAACUUCGUGCCUUCAGACCAGCCGAUCCAUUUAUUUGUUGGUCUGCGGAUGUGAUUUAACUCUGAAUGCAAAGAUAUGUGUGUAGAUUCUUUUAAAAGGCUUUUGUAAAAGAAAUUCUCCUCCUGACAAAAUCUCCAGGAAUGAACGAAAGCUAUUAUUUUAGUCAAACUUUCUACCCUGAUUUCACUUGAGGAAGAACAUAAAAUGCAGGUUAAGAUAUAGUUGGGGGUGGGGGUGUUUCCUUUGUUUCUUUUUUAUUUUAUUUUUUUGUGAAGGUUAAAACAAAAAUAACGAAAUGUGUUUUUGUAUUAUUGUGGUUUGAACUAACAUUUAAUGUGCUGUGACAGACACUAAAGGAAUGAUAUGUAAAUAAAUAUUCUGGGGUGUGUUCAGACUAAAAGGUUUUGCAAAUUAGCGUUUUUGGGAUCAGCGUGAGGGACAGUUGUUUCCAAGGCGCGAGCUGCUGAGUGAUGACAGGAAGGAGCAGAGACGGUUAACAUCAUAUCCCACAAUCUGUACCUACCCACAGUUCUUAUUGCACUUGUAUUUUUAUAUAUAUAUUAAAAAUAAAAUGUUUGCAUGAUUUCUAAUAAAAUGACGUUAAAUGUAACAACAUUGCA
Pelobates fuscus (common spadefoot toad) is the source of this 5613-nucleotide messenger RNA. RefSeq names its product microtubule associated protein 4 (gene MAP4). The coding region runs from base 210 to 3671 and encodes 1153 amino acids. Gene Ontology annotation, cellular component: neuron projection. Gene Ontology annotation, molecular function: microtubule binding. The transcript is spliced from 24 exons. NCBI's taxonomy places the organism in Eukaryota, Metazoa, Chordata, Amphibia, Anura, Pelobatidae. Gene Ontology annotation, biological process: neuron projection development; microtubule cytoskeleton organization. The record is from RefSeq and is a predicted model, not a curated record.